This is a messenger RNA of Pungitius pungitius (ninespine stickleback), 1427 nucleotides long. It is a transcript of the gene tnfaip6, whose product is annotated as tumor necrosis factor, alpha-induced protein 6. Gene Ontology annotation, biological process: negative regulation of inflammatory response; cell adhesion. The coding region runs from base 506 to 1204 and encodes 232 amino acids. Lineage: Eukaryota; Metazoa; Chordata; Actinopteri; Perciformes; Gasterosteidae. Gene Ontology annotation, molecular function: hyaluronic acid binding. The transcript is spliced from 6 exons. The record is from RefSeq and is a predicted model, not a curated record.
AGCAGAAGAGUCCCGCUGAGGGCAGCGAGCCAGUGACCAAAGAACUGUACAGAUGAAACGUCACAGUUAAAGCCCCCCCCUCAUUCUUUGAUUUUCAGCGUGAAUCAACCUUUAACUUAUGGCCAAAAUACUUGGAACAGUUCAAGUGAGCACCAGUAGUUUAAGGUACACUUUGUAAAAUGUUCCAUUGCCUUUCUACCUGACAUUUCUAAUACUUUCCUGCAUUAAUGUGUGUUUUGUUCUAUUGUUCUAUAUCUUCCUUACUGGCUGUUCCAUGCAUUCUAUUCUACGUGACCGUCACGUUGGUAGCAAAUCCAAGCUCUUGCUCAAGUAGAAGGAUUUAUCAUCCCGAACGUUCAAGCACACAUCUGGAGACGCUUGGUUUUAACUGGACAGGAAGGGGGUGGACAACGUGUAAGCUGUGCAGUAAAUACAGCUCGCAGACAUGCAGGCUGGAGUCAAAAGUACAGGAUUUGCUUUACGAUGUAGUGGAUAAAGUUACUGAAUGGAAGUACUUGAGGAACAAGCAGCUGGAGUUUACCACCGGGAAUCACGCAAAGGCAGAUACCAGCUGACGUAUAAAGAGGCCAAAGCCGUCUGCAAGUACGAGGGGGGGAAGCUGGCCACCUACGAGCAACUGGAGGCGGCUCGUCAAAUAGGGUUCCACGUGUGCGCUGCCGGAUGGUUCGACAAAGGCCACGUGGGCUACCCCAUCCUCAAAGCCGGAGCCAACUGCGGCUUCGGGAAGGUCGGCAUCGUGGACUACGGACACAGGCGGAACAAAAGCGAGCGCUGGGACGCGUACUGCUACAACCCCGACUCCAAGGAGUGCGGCGGGGUGCUGACGGACCAGCAGAAGGUCAUUCGCUCCCCCGGCUUCCCCGAGGAGUACCAGGACCAACAGAUCUGCUACUGGCACAUCCGCGUGCGCCUGGGCCAGCGGGUGCACCUCCAAUUCCUGGAGUUCGACCUGGAGGAGGACGUGGGGUGUCUGGCCGACUACCUGGAGGUGUUUGACAGCUACGACGACGUCUCCGGCUUCGCCGGCAGAUUCUGCGGUGAUUAUUUACCCGAUGACAUCAUCAGCACAGGAAACGUGAUGACGCUGAAGUUCCUCUCUGACGCUUCGGUCACGGCCGGCGGCUUCAAGCUGCAGUACGUUGCCUUCAACGCGUCUCCGUCUUCACAGAACCACACCCGCUAACUUUGUGUUCACCUCAUCCGAGGUUUAUUUUACAGAAAAACAAACCUGUUUUCUGGUUGUUAUAAUUAUAAUUUCCUAGACUUUCAGAGUGUCGAGCAUUUUCACAGCCAACCAUUUUAGUGACUGUUAUGUUGCUUCUUCGUUUUUUUUCACCCUCCUCUGUUCUGUGUAUUCGCAACUCCAUAUACAUAAAUUAUUAAUAAACAUUUGCUUUAUUCAUUGA